AUGCAGUUUUCUGGGUUGUAUCAGAAUAUGCAAAACUUUAUGAUGAACCCGCAAUUGAUGGCAUCUUAUAUGAAUUCCAAUAUGCCACAACAACAAGAUCCAGGGCAGCUUCUUCAGCAACUGCCUGAACAGCAAGUGGUUGAUAAUGUCAUUUCGAAUGGUUCUGUGCCUUCAACACCUUCAAGCCUGACACCGUCACAGCAGAGGUUUUUGCAACAACGGCAACAGCAACACAUCGAGCAAGUAAUGAAUCAACAGUUCAGGGACAAAGUUAGAGGUCAACAGAUGGGUCAGGUACCGAUAGGUGCCAGGGCCGCUGCCCAGCAGCAGCAGCAACAGCAGCAAUUCUCAAUGUCUAAUGCUUCUUCUCCUUAUCCGGUGGGCAAUUUGCAGUCAUCACAAUCUCAGACUGAUAAAUCCAUCAAUGGCUCAAAUGUUUCGAAUCCUAUAAACCAAGGAUUCCCUAAUAUGUAUGCAGAACCAACUGUUUACCAUAACCAGCAACAGCAACAGCAACAGCAACAGCAACAGCAACAGCAACAGCAACAGCAACAGCCGAGCAACGGUGAGGCUUCGAAGGCAACUCAAAAGAUGUCACCCAACCGGUUGAAUUCAGAUUCAAAUAAUAAUUCAGCUAAUUCAAAGGACACUGCCAGCGGGAAGCAACAACAGCAACAGCAAAGGCCGCAGGGCAAGGUUGAACAAGAGAGAUAUCCUAAUCCCUUAAAUCAAAAUGGUAGUGCUAUAUCUGCUCCGUUGUUAUCUUUUCCAAUACGAAAACACUUAGCCAACAUGGCAAUUUUAAGAGUUUAUGAAUUCGUCAAUAUCGUAAACACAUCUGCAGGUCAUGUAGACCUUUGGUCAUAUUGGAAAAGAAAUGCAGAAGAAAUGUUCACACCAACAGGAUCUAUUCGCUAUUCCAAGAAUGCAGAAUUCGAAUUAUCACAUUUUGAACUGUCAACCUCUUUGAUUCCUGUCUUCUUUGUAACGUUAAGUCGCCUAGGGGUGGUGAGGAUAGAAUUAGUUACACCACAGCUGCGUGCACAGGUGCUAAGCAAUGGCUAUAUAUUUUUUAAUUGUCCAAGAUUGACUUUUACCUGUCAUUACAUUGAUGGAAGUUAUGUUACUCAUUUUUCCCAAUUCAAAGGUUUAUUUGAUCCAUGUUUGAAGAUUGACUGGAUUAACAUCUGUAUCCAUAGUUUUGUUCCUGGUGUUGAAUGGAACUCGCUGGAAAGAUUGAUAAGUAAUAAAAAUAUAUGCUAUGAGAUAUUUAAAAAUUUGAGCGUUCCUGUUAAAGAGGAGAAAAAUAUCGAUUUCAAAGAUCAAUCUAGAAGACCACCAGUUCCGCCGAACAUUGAAGCUAUUAAGCAAUUAAGAUCAUUUUUCAAUGUUUUCAACAGUAUAUCUAAUAGUGGAGUUCCCGAAGGCCUGCUUCGGAGUUUACAAAUUGGUGAUGUUAUGACUUCUAUGAAAGAUUUAAUGAUCUAUAAGAGAAUGCAACAGAUAGGCAGUCCAUUAGAAGCCAUGAAACAAUACGUUAACAGCAAUUCCAAGGAUAAACAAACUGUGACAAUAUCACCGGCUCAGAGUAUAGAUAAGGAAUUUCAAAAAAAUGAUUCUAAAUUGAACAAUUCAAUGGAUCUAGAUAAGAAUCACGGUGGUGGAAAAAAAAUUGUUAAAGAAAAUGAAGAUACUGGUAGCUUAAAUCCUUCAAGAAAUGAAAAAGCUGGUAAAAAUAAUGACGAUGAUGAUGAUAAAAAUAACAACGGUAUUAACAAUAACAUCAAUGGUAAUAACAAUGAUAAUAACAAUAAAAACAAUAAUGAUGAUGAUAAUAAUAAUAAGAUUAACAACUCCAAAGCUAACAAUACUACUAGUAAUAAAAAUAAUAAUAAUAAUAAUAAUAAUAAUAAUAAUAAUAAUAAUAAUAAUAAUAAUAAUAAUAGUAAUAAUAGUAAUAGUAAUAAUAAUAGCGGUGGCAGUAGUAAUAGUAAUAGUGCUAAGAGUGGUCCAACGGACAAUAAUAAACCAGUGGAAGAUAUAUCCAACAUGGAUCUGAAUGAUUCGACGACAUAUCAAAAAAGGAAAAGAACAAGUUACCACUCAUUAUAUUCGAUAAAUGAAAGAGAUAAAGCAGGUUCAAAAGACAAAGAUAAAUCAAAUGAACCAUCUACAAAGAAAGCAAAAAUAUAA
Vanderwaltozyma polyspora DSM 70294 is the source of this 2193-nucleotide messenger RNA. It is a transcript of the gene MFG1, whose product is annotated as Mfg1p. Gene Ontology annotation, cellular component: nucleus; transcription regulator complex. The transcript has a single exon. NCBI's taxonomy places the organism in Eukaryota, Fungi, Ascomycota, Saccharomycetes, Saccharomycetales, Saccharomycetaceae. The coding region runs from base 1 to 2193 and encodes 730 amino acids. The record is from RefSeq and is a predicted model, not a curated record. Gene Ontology annotation, biological process: negative regulation of transcription by RNA polymerase II; positive regulation of transcription by RNA polymerase II.